Microplitis demolitor is the source of this 1086-nucleotide messenger RNA. Its product is annotated as bone morphogenetic protein 1-like. Bases 1 to 1086 code for a protein of 361 amino acids. Gene Ontology annotation, molecular function: metalloendopeptidase activity. The record is from RefSeq and is a predicted model, not a curated record. Lineage: Eukaryota; Metazoa; Arthropoda; Insecta; Hymenoptera; Braconidae. Gene Ontology annotation, biological process: proteolysis. The transcript is spliced from 4 exons.
AUGCAAAUUCUCAGUAUAGCUGAUGACUGCAUGAGCUUUGGAAAUAUCGUUCAUGAAUUGGGGCAUGCAAUAGGUCUUUUUCAUGAACACAAUCGUCCAGAUCGUGAUGACUAUGUGGAAAUUCUUGAAGAUAAUAUUAUGAUUGGUGAAGAAAGCAACUUUGUGAAAGAAUCAGAAAAUAGUUCUUCAACUCUGGGACAGGCUUAUGACUAUCGUUCUAUAAUGCACUAUACAAGAAGUGGUUCAGCAAGAGGACCUGGUUUAGACACAAUCAGACCGUUGAAGAAAAUCAAUGAUAAAUGGCCAGUACUUGGUCGAAGCAAUCGUCUCAGCCGAGGUGAUAUUGUGAUGGCAAACCUCCUGUACCACUGUCUAAAAUGUGGUGGAACUCUAUCGGGUCCUGAUGGUAUUUUUAGCUCUCCGACAAGAAUAAGCACACAGCUUGAUGUCAAACAUUGUCAAUGGAUAAUCAGAGCAGCUGAAGGUCAUCGAAUAAAACUUUCAAUCAAAUCAUUGAAUGUUCGUGAAAGCAUUGAUUGUUCAACAGAUUAUCUGGAAAUUCGGAAUGGUUUCCGGAAAAACAAUUACGUCAUAGCUCAUUAUUGCGGAGAAUAUGAAACACCACUUAUCAUUAACAGCAAUAUUGUGCAAGUCUUACUAAUAAGAACUCAUGUUGAAUACGAUGUGCCAGCUUUUGUAAUAGAGUACGAGGCCGUGUGUAGUAAUGAUAUCUACAUUGAAUAUAAUGAUACAUUUUACUUGGAAUCACCAAAUUAUCCGGAACGAUAUGGACCCAACAAACUGUGUUAUUGGUACAUUACUGCACCAGAGGAUCAUUUUAUAUCAAUAACGUUCUAUCAUUUUGAGUUACAAGAUAGUCCAGGUUGCAUAAGUGAUGUUUUGGAAGUACGAGAAGGUGAUAAUUUUCAGGCUCCAAUUAGUAGAAUUUAUUGUGGAAGAAAAGACAGUUUGGAAAUAACGUCAACGGGACGACUUAUGCUUCUAAGAUUUGUUACCGAUUCAUCGAUUAAUGGAAAUGGGUUCUCUGCUAUGAUAACUGCGAAACCAAUUAAUGACUAUAAUUAA